Molecule: messenger RNA, 1683 nt
Organism: Rotaria socialis
Lineage: Eukaryota; Metazoa; Rotifera; Eurotatoria; Philodinida; Philodinidae
Source: the annotation of a GenBank genome assembly
AUGAUCGAUUGUAAUAGUUAUUUUAUUAUAACAAUUCUAUGCCUACAAACACUAUACAAUUGUAUUGUUUCAAUUAUCGGGCAAUAUAUCUAUGGAUUUUUUCUACGAACUUACGAUGAUAUUCCUCUUAAUUGGACAAUUAUUACUGAUGAUGUAUCCGUGACUAUUAAAAUGUUUAAAUUAAAUCAAGAACAAUGUGUAGAAAAUACGACAGAUCUUUCUAAUAGUUCUGCUCAAGCAUGGGCACAACAACAAUCAGCAGAUUUAGUGUUUCGAGCCACUCUAUGGAGAGCAUUCCCGGUAAUUGUUAUUACGUAUUUAUUUGGUCUCUAUGCUUCACGAUUAAAUCGACGAUUAGUGUUAGUAUUUUCUAUAUUAGGAAAUUCUAUUCAUGUACUUAUUUAUCAAGCUAUCAUCUAUAAAAAUUUAGCCGAAUACUGGUGGUAUGUCGCAGCUUUCAUUGCUGGUUUAGCAGGCGGCACUAAUAUUCUAGGUAUUGUAAUAAAUUUAGUAAUCACAGAAAGUACCGAAGAAAGUGAACGAUCAUCACGUUUUGUAUGUAUCAAUGCGGUGACUACGGCUUUAGCAUCAAUAGCAACAUUUGGUAUUGGUUAUUAUAUUCAAUGGCGUGGUUACACUGAUCUAUUAUGGGCAGCAAUUGCAUUGGAAAUAUUGUCAAUUUUUGUCGUUAUUCUCUUUUUGAAGCCAACAAAUUAUCCUCAAUCAAACGAUGAGAAUACAGCGCUGCUACUACCAUCAUCAUCAUCGUCGUCGUCGUCGUCGUCGUCGUCGUCGUCGAACAAUGCUCAUGCCAUUGUUAAGACAUAUGUGCUGUCUAGAUUUUACCAUUGUUUUGGCAUCUGUGAAGUAUUUAACUUUCGACAUCAUUCGAAAAAUAAAUCGAUUAGUAUCAUUUUAAUCAUUGUUUCCUAUAUAUUUUAUUUGUUGGCAUUAUCAUCUAUGUCAACAUUGGUUUGGUAUCUUCUUGGCACUCCGUUCUGUUGGACAUCGAAAAAUCUUGGUCAAUACUCUGCAGUAUCAUUAAUAACUACAGCAAUUUUUAGUGCACUAGGCAUGAAACUAUUGACUUAUAUUGGAGCAAAUGAUGCUAUAAUAUGUAGUCUCAGUCAUAUUUGUUUCUUUGUCUACGCAUUUUGGAUUUCACUAGCUCAAUAUAGUUGGCAAUUGUACUUAGCAUUAUUGAUUAAUCCAUUUUCGGGUUAUCAAGGUAUAUUAACGACACCGAUGAUAGUGAAAUGGUUGGAAGUUCAUGAACGUAGCGAUGUUUUUACAUUAUUAACAGAAAUAAAUACAAUUAUUCUGGCUUUUGGAAGUUCUUUAUUCAAUUGGAUCUACGCUCAAACAGUAGUUCACCAAAAAAAUUUUACAUUAUUAUUUGCAAGUGGACUUUGUAUUAUACCUAUUAUUCUCAAUCUAUGUCUUUUCGUGAUCAAUCGACAUAUUUCAAAUGCACAAGAAAUAAAUAUCGUAUCAGAAAUAAAUACAGAACCUGCAGCAUUGCCCUUAACGAAUAAUAUCCUCCCGCAAGUUGUUGAUAUAGCUUAUUUGAUCCAAUUACCUCGUUCACGUACUGAUUCUUUCUAUACAUCUCACAAUGAUAGAUCUCUUACUGAUUCUUACGGAUCAACCAAUCACCAAACUGACACACAAAUAGUUGUAUAA